This is a messenger RNA of Cuscuta europaea, 3357 nucleotides long. The record is from the annotation of a GenBank genome assembly. NCBI's taxonomy places the organism in Eukaryota, Viridiplantae, Streptophyta, Magnoliopsida, Solanales, Convolvulaceae.
AAAAAAUGGAGAAGAGUAAAUAAAUACAUGAGAAAAAGAGUAAGCACAGAUCUGGAUACAGUCUGGCGCUCUCUUUUUCCUUUUUCAGAAAAGGUUUAAACUCAAAAACAAAAGGCACACAUCAUUCAGAGAGUCUUCACGGAAGACUUUUUAAAGAUUUUUAAGAAAGAGAAGAGUGAGAGGAGAGUCAACCCAACCUUUUCUCUGGGCUAUUUUGGUUUCAUGUAUAUGUAAGGUUUCGAUGUGUCCACCCACAUGUUAGCCCCAUCUCCUUCUUCUCCAGACCUUCUUUCUCUCUCGCUCUACCCUUCUUCCCAUUCAUGGAUGAAGAAUGAAUAACCAAAGCUUCUUACAGUGAGAAGAGGAAUUUACAGAAAUUAAUUAAAGAAAAGUUUGAGAGGAACCUGAGACAUUUGGAUUUGUCCUCGUGUCUCCUCUACCUCUCUAUAUUUUUCUCCCCAUUGUUAUUUUUAUAAUCAUUAUAAAUAUAAUUAUUAUUUUCCCGAAGAUUUCAUUCUUUCCCGGAAACCCUUUUUCACAAACUGAAAAAGACUUCAUCUUUGAGCGGAAAUUAUUAAUUUACUCACUCGAAGAGUCAAAGGGUAAGAGAAAAGACAAGAUUAUUUCGAUGAAUUUCGGAGGGUUUCUUGAUAGUAGCUUUUCCGAUGGAUUCGGCGGCGGAGGCGGAGGCGGUUCUUUGGACGGUGGUCCAGUCUCUCAUUCUUGCCUUGUUCCUCAGUCCCUUGCUAAGUCCAUGUUCAACACCCCGGGCCUCUCUCUUGGUCUUCAAACGGAAAUGGAGGGUCAAGGAGAGGUGACGAGAAUCGCAGAGAGCAACAAUGGCAGCGGCGGUCAUAACAGUCUUGGGAGGAGAGGCAGAGAAGAAGAGCAUGAGAGCAGAUCUGGUAGUGACAACUUGGAAGGUGCUUCAGGAGAUGAUCAAGAUGCCGCCGACGAUAAACCUCCGAGAAAGAAAAGAUACCACCGACACACCCCUCAGCAAAUCCAAGAACUUGAAGCUUUGUUCAAGGAGUGUCCUCAUCCUGAUGAGAAACAAAGGUUAGAGCUAAGCAAAAGGCUUUGUUUGGACAUUAGGCAGGUUAAGUUUUGGUUCCAAAACCGCAGAACUCAGAUGAAGACUCAACUGGAAAGACAUGAGAAUGCCUUGCUAAGACAAGAGAAUGACAAGCUUCGGGCGGAGAACAUGGCUAUUAGAGAGGCAUUAAGGAAUCCAAUUUGCAACAACUGUGGUGCCCCGGCAAUGAUUGGUGAAAUCUCAAUGGAAGAGCAACACCUCCGGAUCGAAAAUGUCCGACUAAAGGAUGAACUGGACCGCGUUUGUUCCCUCGCCGGGAAAUUUCUAGGCCGUCCGAUUUCAGGAUUAAACACUUCCAUGCCGCCUCCUCAGAUGUUGCCCAACUCAAGUUUAGAGCUUGGGGUAGGGAGCAAUGGUGGGUUCGGAGAGAUGAGCGUGGUCCAUGCCCAGUCCGAUUUCGGCCCCACAUUGCCCAUGACUCAACCAGCUAGGCAUGGCAGUGGCGGGGCAAUGGGGAUUGAGAAGUCAUUGGAGAGGUCAAUGUACUUGGAGCUUGCUUUGAGUGCUAUGGAUGAGUUGGUGAAGUUGGCUCAGGCGAAUGAGCCCCUAUGGGUAAGGAGCUUUGAAGAGGGCAGAAGUGUUCUUAAUCAAGAAGAGUAUAUGACGACAUUUACUCCUUGCAUUGGAUUGAGGCCCAAUGGGUUUGUGUCUGAGGCUUCUAGGGAGACUGGGAUGGUCAUUUUAGAUAGUUUGGCUCUUGUUGAUACACUCAUGGAUUCUGUCAAGUGGGGUGAGAUGUUCCCAUGUGUUGUUGCUAGAGCUUCAACAACAGAUGUGAUAUCAAAUGGUAUGGGAGGAACCAGGAAUGGUGCCCUUCAGCUGAUGCAUGCGGAACUCCAAUUAUUAACACCGUUAGUGCCGGUGCGGGAGGUGAGUUUCCUCCGGUUCUGUAAGCAGCAUGCGGAUGGGGUGUGGGCCAUUGUUGACGUGUCAAUCGACACCAUCCGCGAGAAUUGUAGUGCACCGAUGUUUCCCAGCUGCAGGAGGCUCCCUUCCGGCUGUGUGGUCCAAGACAUGCCCAAUGGCUACUCCAAAGUAACAUGGGUUGAACACACAGAAUAUGAUGAGAGUGUAGUGCACCAGCUCUACAGGCAAAUGAUUGGUUCUGGAAUGGGCUUCGGCGCUCAACGGUGGCUUGCAACUCUCCAACGUCAAAGCGAGUGCCUAGCCAUCCUCAUGUCAUCCACCUUAACCACACGGGACCCCACGGGUAUUACUCCUAGUGGAAGAAGGAGCAUGUUGAAGCUAGCCCAACGGAUGACGAAUAACUUCUGUGCGGGAGUGUGUGCUUCCACCGUUCACAAGUGGAAUAAGCUUUGCACAGGAAGUGUGGAUGAAGAUGUUAGGGUUAUGACUAGGAAGAGCAUGGAUGAUCCCGGUGAGCCACAUGGCAUUGUUUUGAGCGCUGCCACUUCAGUUUGGCUGCCUAUAUCCCACGUUAAACUCUUCAACUUCCUCCGCGAUGAGCAGAUGAGGAGCGAGUGGGAUAUUCUCUCUAAUGGCGGCCCCAUGCAGGAGAUGGCCCACAUUGCCAAAGGACAAGAUCGCGGCAACUCCGUCUCCCUCCUCCGUGCCAGUGCAAUAAACUCCAACCAGAGUAGCAUGCUGAUACUCCAGGAAACAUGCAUAGACUCCUCUGGGUCGCUUGUGGUGUACGCUCCGGUCGACAUUCCGGCAAUGCAUGUGGUGAUGAACGGUGGAGAUUCGGCCUACGUGGCACUUCUGCCUUCUGGAUUUGCGAUCAUGCCGGACGGGCGAAGUUCUCGCGGCGGUUACGCGGAGAACAGCUCAAACGGGGGCACAGACCAGAGGGGCGGCGGCGGGUCACUCUUGACGGUGGCGUUCCAGAUCUUGGUGAACAGCCUCCCGACGGCAAAGUUGACGGUGGAAUCCGUUGAGACGGUCAACAGUCUCAUUUCAUGCACCGUCCAAAAGAUCAAGGCAGCCCUACAGUGCGAGUGUUGACUGUCCGCACGUGCUUGUCACGUGGAAAUAAUGGUUUCAAUCAAUUUCCCCUCCUUUUUCAUUCUAUUGUUGUUAGUUUUUGUCUAACUAGGGGUCGUGUCAUGUUUGGUUUAGUGAAUGCGUGCAAUUUUUAUUAUUAUUUUAAUGUAAAAUGUUGUAGAGAAAAUUUGCUAGCGAGUCAAGAACGAACCAAAACAUCCAUUCGAUAAACGGGCGGUUUCUCGCCGGCCGUGGUGGUUCGGGCUUUAAACGGGCAAGGGUGGUGGUUCGGGUAUUGACUCCGUCAACUUUUAAGG